ACGGUUGCAGCGCUGCCCUACUAAUUGUCGAAUUCCAAUUCAUGUUUUUUUUUGCGGAGUAAAUUAAGUUAAUAUUCAGAGAAAAUGUGCGACUACAAGAUUUCGGAGCGGGCCUAUACCAAGCUGAUAUUCCACGCGGCCAAGUAUCCACACCAGGCGGUCAACGGACUGCUGCUGGCCGAGAAGACCUCGAAGGGCUCCCUGGUGGAAAUCGUGGAUGCGAUUCCCCUUUUCCACCAGUGCCUCCAUGUCACCCCCAUGGCGGAGGUGGCCCUCAUGCAGAUUGAUGCGUACGCCGAACGCGAGGGACUGGUGAUCGGCGGCUACUACACUGCGCCGGAGAACUUCUACGACAAUCAGGUGGACAAGACGCCGGCCGCCAAGAUUGCGGACAAGAUCCAGGAGAACUUCAAGAACGCCUGCUUUGCGGUGGUGGACAACAAGCUGAUGACGCUGCAGCACGAUCGUGCCGCCGUGCAGGUCUACAGCUGCGCCGGGGACUCCGGAUCCCGGUGGACGAAGGCCAAGUACACGCUGUCGCAGUCGUCGCAAACCUUGGAGGGCGUAUCGCUGCUGUUGAAGCGCGGAGCCAUGCGCGAUUUGGUGGACUUUGAUAACCAUCUGGACAACCCGGAGAACGACUGGACCAACGACUUCCUGAACCAGUCGCUCAACGACCUGCAGAAACUGUACUAGUCGCCCGUUUUUAACGUACGUUUGUUUUAGUCUAGCAAAUUCGCAUUCGAGGGAACACGCCGGAAUUUCAACCUUGCAAUUUAAUUUAUUGUAAUUACAUUUGGAUUUCAGUAAUCUUUAGAAUAAUGCAUAUAAGUUAAAUAACAUUCAACUAAUUAAUAAAUAAUCAAUUCUUUCAUCAUGUA
Drosophila takahashii is the source of this 881-nucleotide messenger RNA. It is a transcript of the gene EMC8-9, whose product is annotated as ER membrane protein complex subunit 8/9. Gene Ontology annotation, cellular component: EMC complex. NCBI's taxonomy places the organism in Eukaryota, Metazoa, Arthropoda, Insecta, Diptera, Drosophilidae. The record is from RefSeq and is a predicted model, not a curated record.